Molecule: messenger RNA, 567 nt
Organism: Penicillium alfredii
Lineage: Eukaryota; Fungi; Ascomycota; Eurotiomycetes; Eurotiales; Aspergillaceae
Exons: 2
Coding region: 1-567 (188 amino acids)
Source: RefSeq, a predicted model, not a curated record
AUGGCUGCACCAGAUCACAAGGACACCACCGACUUGGUGGGCACCUGGACGUUUCAAGGUGUCCCAUGGGUGGUCCGCAAAGUCUUGCGAUAUGCGUCUCUGUCGAUGGAGAUCACGCAGACCACAUCUCUUCCAGAAACCAGCGAGGAAAACGUAAAUGAAAUUACGAAUGGGAACGGCGAGUCUCAUGAUGCAAAGGGGCCGUUCGCGACUCUUCACAUAAAACAGACUGUGCAUCCCGGAGGCUUUGACAGUAUUGGAUCUUACCCGGUCGAUGGAAAACCCCAUGACUUUUCGCUUCCUAUCUUUGGCGACGUGAGCAUGCAGCUGCGGUAUGUCAAUGCCGACGAAGUGCCAGAUGAGACUCUUGCCCAGAGACUGGGUGAGGGAAGCCCAUCGAAGACUGUGAUUGAUGAAGUGGCCCACAAUACAUCCAAGGGAUGGCAGGGCCGGGUGAUGUGGGGGUUUGAGAUUGUGGAUGGAAAGAGGUAUUUCACUCGCAACGUCACAACGACAAAAGCCGGUGCGACAGUGAUUGCCCGGAUGGUGUAUGAUUUUCAGAAAUAG